This is a messenger RNA of Acanthosepion pharaonis, 972 nucleotides long. Lineage: Eukaryota; Metazoa; Mollusca; Cephalopoda; Sepiida; Sepiidae. The record is from the annotation of a GenBank genome assembly.
AUGCAGCUUUUCAUCUAUCUAGCUACUAGUUUUCCCCGCCUCUGGUAUAGCGUUCCUUUCCGGCUUAUUCGCUUCAAACAAUCAAAGGAAAACCACUUGUCCACCUCGAGAGAAUCAAUCCGCGUUUUCUCUUCCCGUUUAUUUCAUUCACAUUUUUUUCAUUUUUUUUUUUCUCUAUUUUACUUCAUUUUUCUUUCUUAUUCUUUAAAGAUCUUCUUUUCCCUAUAUUUCUUUCGAUUUCGCUUAGUUUCAUUUUUUUUUUUUUUUUUUUUGCCUUUUCCUCCCAUUCUUUUCUUCAUUGUUCAUUUUUCUUUCUUUUACUUUUUUCUUUUCUUUUUUCAUCUUUUAUCUUUAAUUGACGAUCUUCGUCGUUUUUCUUCUAUAUUUUCUCUCUCUUCCUUCGAUAUAUUUUUUUGUUUUUCUAUUUCUUUCCUAUUUUGUUUUCUUUCUUCCUUUUCGUAUCUUUUUCUUUUCGAUUUUUUUGUUUUUCCUACUAUUUUUAUUUCUUUUCAUAUCUUUUUCUGUUCUUAUUUUUUCUAUUCUUUUCCUUUUCAUGCCUUUUGCUUUCUUUUUUCUUAUCCUUUUUUUUUCUGUUCUUUUUUGCGUUUUCCUAUUUUUUCUGUUAUUUUUCCUUUUCUUAACUUUUUCUGCUCUUUUUCUUUUUCCUCUCUUUUUCUGUUUUUUCUUUUUCUAUAUUUUUCGUUUUUUUCCUUUUCCUAUCUUUUUCUGUUCUUUUCUCAUCAUUUUCUCUUCUUUUCUCAUCAUUUUCUCUUCUUUUUCCUUUUCUACUUUUUCCUUUUCUUAUUUUUCCUGACUUUUCUCUUCUUUUUUCUAUUCCUAUCUUUUCUUUUUCUUUCUCCUUUUCCUAUAUUUUUCGGUUUUUUUUCUUACCUUUUUCUCUUUUUUCCUUUUCUUCUUUUUCCUAUCUUUUUCUUUCUUCCUGUUUUUCUUUCCUUUGUUUCUUUGUUUUAA